GAAGGUGGCUUUUCGUACUCUAAUUGACCGACCGUAGACGCCUUGUCGCCAAGGCUCAGUCACCGUAGCCUGAAACUGCGCAUCAGGUCCGAUCCGCAAAAAAGUUCAGGAACCGUCUACCAGCUCAAACCACCCCGCUACAGCGCCCUCAAUCAAAGCGGGUUAACGGAUCGUGGUGAGAACAGUAUGGCAGCAUUCGGUGGUCAAACCCCGACGAUUAUCGUCCUCAAAGAAGGCACCGAUCAGUCCCAGGGCAAAGGACAAAUCAUUUCCAACAUCAACGCCUGCCUGGCGGUCCAAACGACAGUGAAGACGACUCUGGGUCCCUACGGCGGCGAUUUAUUGCUUGUCGACGCAAACGGGCGACAGACUAUCACCAAUGAUGGCGCCACGGUUAUGAAACUGCUGGAUAUCGUCCACCCUGCGGCGCGGAUCUUGACGGACAUUGCGCGGUCUCAGGAUGCAGAAGUCGGAGAUGGUACCACCUCCGUUGUCGUCAUCGCCGGAGAAAUUCUGAAGGAGGUCAAAGAGCUGGUUGAGCAAGGUGUGAGCACACAGACAAUCAUCAAGGGUCUGCGGCGGAGUUCGAGCAUGGCCAUCAACAAAAUCAAGGAGAUCGCCGUGAGUACGACCGAGGGCAAUAAGAGGGAGACGCUCCGAAAAUUGGCGGCCACCGCGAUGAGCAGUAAACUCAUUCACCGGAAUGCCGACUUUUUCACAAAGAUGGUUGUCGACGCCGUAUUGUCCCUCGACCAGGAAGACCUGAACGAGAAACUUAUUGGUAUCAAGAAGAUCACAGGCGGUGCAUUGGAAGAUUCAUUGUUCGUGGACGGAGUUGCGUUCAAGAAGACCUUUUCCUAUGCCGGAUUCGAACAACAGCCGAAGUCCUUCAAGUCACCGAAAAUCGUGUGCUUGAACGUCGAGCUCGAGCUGAAGGCCGAGAGGGACAAUGCCGAAGUCCGGGUCGAGCAGGUUUCGGAAUACCAGGCUAUUGUCGAUGCUGAAUGGCAGAUCAUCUACAACAAAAUGGAGGCACUGUUUCAGACGGGGGCAAAGGUCGUGUUGAGUCGAUUACCUAUUGGAGAUCUGGCCACGCAAUACUUUGCCGACCGAGACAUUUUCUGCGCUGGACGUGUCGCCGCCGAUGACCUUGAACGUGUCUGUCAGGCCACUGGAGCAACGGUGCAGAGCACAUGCAGUGAUAUUCUUCCUUCACACCUGGGCACUUGCGGACGAUUCGAAGAACGACAAAUUGGUGGUGAACGGUACAAUAUCUUCAGCGAUUGCCCCGAGGCAAAGACCUGCACAUUGGUGUUGAGAGGUGGAGCCGAGCAGUUCAUUGCUGAAGUCGAGCGAAGUCUACACGAUGCCAUUAUGAUUGUCAAGCGUGCCCUACGGAACCAUACCAUCGUUGCUGGUGGGGGUGCUACGGAAAUGGAAAUAUCAGGAUAUCUGCAUAGAUAUGCGGACAAGAACGUCCCGCACAAACAGCAAGCUGUGGUCAAGGCGUUCGCAAAAGCUCUGGAGAUCAUCCCACGACAACUCUGCGACAAUGCUGGUUUUGAUGCCACUGAUAUUCUGAACAGACUGCGCGUUGAGCAUAGGAAAGGAAAUACCUGGGCAGGCGUGGACUUUGAUCAUGAGGGUGUCCGGAACAAUAUGGACGCUUUCGUGUGGGAGCCCACCUUGGUCAAGGUCAAUGCCAUUAGUGCGGCCGUCGAAGCUGCCUGCUUGAUACUGAGCGUGGACGAGACCAUCAAGAACGAGGAGAGUCAACAACCUCAAGCACCUGCAAGAGGACUACCUCCUGGUGCGGCGCAGCGGGCGCUUCGAGGACGUGGAAGAGGCAUGCCCAGACGGUGAAGCGCACUCGCCGGAGUGAAGGGCGAGUGAGCAGGGCAUUGUCCGAUGAAGGCCUCGAAGUGGCCUACAUUUUCGUGUUGGUGCACU
This is a messenger RNA of Exophiala viscosa, 1950 nucleotides long. Its product is annotated as T-complex protein 1 subunit eta. Gene Ontology annotation, molecular function: ATP binding; ATP-dependent protein folding chaperone; ATP hydrolysis activity. Gene Ontology annotation, biological process: protein folding. The transcript has 3 exons. The record is from RefSeq and is a predicted model, not a curated record. Lineage: Eukaryota; Fungi; Ascomycota; Eurotiomycetes; Chaetothyriales; Herpotrichiellaceae. The coding region runs from base 187 to 1863 and encodes 558 amino acids. Gene Ontology annotation, cellular component: chaperonin-containing T-complex.